AUGCAGCGAGCCGGCGGCGGGGGCGCCCCUGGGGGCAGCGGCGGGGGAGGCGGCGGCGGCGGGGGCGGCCCGGGCACCGCCUUCUCCAUCGACUCCCUGAUCGGGCCGCCGCCUCCGCGCUCCGGCCACUUGCUGUACACGGGCUACCCCAUGUUCAUGCCCUACCGGCCCCUCGUGCUGCCGCAGGCGUUGGCCCCCGCGCCGCUGCCCGCCGGCCUCCCGCCUCUCGCCCCUCUUGCCUCCUUCGCCGGCCGCCUGACCAACACCUUCUGCGCGGGGCUGGGCCAGGCCGUGCCCUCGAUGGUGGCGCUGACCACCGCGCUGCCCAGCUUCGCGGAGCCUCCCGAUGCCUUCUACGGGCCCCCGGAGCUCGCCGCCUCUGCCGCCGCCACUGCUGCCCGAAACCACCCCGAGCCGGCCGGCCGACGCCCGGAGGGCGGGCUGGACGCUGAAGAGCCGCUGCCCGCCCGGGAGAAAGUGGCAGAACCCCCAGCGCCCCCGCCUGCGCACUUCUCCGAGACUUUCCCAAGUCUGCCGGCAGAGGGGAAGGUGUACAGCUCCGAUGAGGAAAAGCUGGAGGCGCCCGCAGGAGACCCAGCAGGCAGCGAGCAGGAGGAAGAGGGCUCCUGUGCGGACAGUGAGGAGGACGGCUUCCUGGACAGUUCUGCCGCGGGCCCCGGGGCCCUCCUGGGACCUAAACCGAAGCUGAAGGGCGGCCUGGGGACCGCAGCGGAGGAGGGGGCACCCUCAGCGGGAGUCCCGGCCCCUGGGGGCAAGAGCCGGAGGCGCCGCACGGCCUUCACCAGCGAGCAGCUCCUGGAGCUGGAGAAGGAGUUCCACUGCAAGAAGUACCUCUCGCUGACCGAGCGCUCCCAGAUCGCACACGCCCUCAAGCUCAGCGAGGUGCAGGUCAAGAUCUGGUUUCAGAACCGGCGGGCCAAGUGGAAGCGCAUCAAAGCUGGGAACGUGAGCAGCCGCUCCGGGGAGCCCGUGAGAAACCCCAAGAUAGUGGUCCCCAUCCCCGUGCACGUCAACAGGUUUGCCGUGAGGAGCCAGCAUCAACAGAUGGAGCAGGGGGCCCGGCCCUGA
Molecule: messenger RNA, 1089 nt
Organism: Rangifer tarandus platyrhynchus (Svalbard reindeer)
Lineage: Eukaryota; Metazoa; Chordata; Mammalia; Artiodactyla; Cervidae
Source: the annotation of a GenBank genome assembly